AUCACUCGAUCAGCAGCCAGUGUUCACCAUAUGCUCUUCUUCUCGGCUUGCCUCCCGGCACCCGCUACGACGCCGUCCGAUUCAUUCUAGAAGGACAAGACAAGACCCGCACGUAGUCGAACUCGAUUCGCUUCCAGAGAAUCCCCCGAACAGAGCAAGCAGAUAGCAAUCGUGCGGCGGAACUCGCCACCGCCCAUCAGAACGCAGGCCCCUACAUAUUGGACAUAGCCCUCGAUGCAUUGACGUCCUUCAAGCCUGUUUGCUGUUCGUCCUGAUGCUGAAAAGUUCAGCUGUAGCAGGCCCAGCUCCUUCCUCCCUUGUUGGGUUGGUGGGAAAAUGGAGGAAGACCCACCAAAACAAGAACUUGACACGCCCCCUCCAUUUCAGCACCACCGGCCAAGCCUCGUUUCCAAACCCUAAGAGCUCCUCUGCUCCCAUGGAGGUGGAGAUCAAGCUCCGCCUCCCGGACUCCACCGCCCACCAGCAGCUCUCGGACGCCCUCUCCCCCUUCCACGUCAAGACCCUUGCCCAAGAGAACGUCUUCUUCGACGGCGAGGGGUCGGAGCUUGUCAAGAACCUCGCGGCGCUGCGCCUCCGGUUUUAUGACCUUGAUUCCCACUGCGUCCUCUCCCUCAAGGCCAAACCCGUUAUCUCGAGCGGCAUCAGCCGUGUCGAGGAGCAGGAAGAAUCGGUAGACCCUUCUGUGGGCCGGGCGUGUGUCGACGAUCCAGGGCGCCUUUUGUUGUUUGGUUCGUCAGAUAUAAUCAAGAGAGUGAGGGAAGAGUAUAAUGUGAAGGGGUUGGUGUGUCUGGGUGGAUUUAGGAAUGUGAGGGCGGUGUAUGACUGGAAGGGAUUGAAAUUGGAGCUUGAUGAGACAGUAUAUGAUUUCGGGACAAGUUACGAGAUUGAAUGUGAGAGCGCGGAGCCAGAGAGGGAUAAGAUUUUGAUUGAAAGGUUCUUGGAGGAGAAUGGUAUAAUGUAUUCUUAUUCAAAUGUCAACAAGUUUGCAGUUUUCCGGUCAAGGAAGUUGCCUGAUUGAUCGACAAUGCGGUGUAAAAUCCUCAGUUAUUGUGCUUUAAUUGAUGUAGGUUUGGUGUAGUGUCUUACGUGUUUGUGACCUUUUGGCAAUAAUAUAUCUACCCAUAACGUGGGAUUUCAGCAAAAGAAAUGAAGCGUAAGCAUUCAUUAA
Eucalyptus grandis is the source of this 1189-nucleotide messenger RNA. RefSeq names its product triphosphate tunnel metalloenzyme 3. The coding region runs from base 275 to 1039 and encodes 254 amino acids. The transcript is spliced from 2 exons. The record is from RefSeq and is a predicted model, not a curated record. NCBI's taxonomy places the organism in Eukaryota, Viridiplantae, Streptophyta, Magnoliopsida, Myrtales, Myrtaceae.